CUCACCUUUGGACCGGAGCAGAGCGGCCGACAGACAGCGGCUCCACAGAGGAGAGAGCGACGGACUCGCUAAAGUUCAGACAUUUCUGUGGGUUUUCCGAGGCUUCAGCCGCCAGGAACCAUGCAGCACUUCCCGGAUCAGGGCUGUGAUUGCUCCGAGCUGCUCGACUGGCUCUUCGAUAAGAACAGCGGCAUUCUCCGCCAUGAGGAAACUGGAAACCAUGGCAACGACCACAGCUGGACCUUUCAGGGGCCGAACAUGCUGCCGCCGCCGCCUGAGCAGGCCGACGAGGACUUCCUGAACGCCCUCCUGACUGGAGGCGACUCCGUGGCGGCCUCACCGCUGUGGUCGUCCCCCUCCCCCAGCGACAGCGGGAUCAGCGAGGACCCCCCCUCAGAUCAGAUGGACAGCCCCGCGCGCACAGAGAGCCCCCCCGGGGACUUCUGUGCUGCCAGACCACAGAGCAAACGAGACCUGGAGGCCGCCGGCCCUGCUGCCUUCAAUGGCUGGGAGUUCAGUUUCCCGAUGGGAAGACCCCGGAUUCCACAGCAUCCUUCCGAGGCGCACAGUCCUCCGCCAUCCUCCAGCUUCCCGCUAACGGUCAAAGACCUGCUGCUGUCUGGCAGCGCCGAGCCCCCUCCUCAGCCGACGCAGAAGUCCGUCCAGGAGCUGAUCCUCAAUGAAGAUGAGAAGAAGCUUCUGGCCAAGGAGGGGGUCACUCUGUCCAGCCAGCUGCCCCUCACCAAGUACGAAGAACGGGUCCUGAAGAAAAUCCGCAGGAAGAUCCGCAACAAACAGUCGGCACAGGAGAGCCGGAAGAAGAAGAAGGAGUACAUCGACGGGCUGGAGAGCAGAAUGGCGGCUUGCUCUGCUCACAACCAGGAGCUGCAGAGGAAAGUGUCUCAGCUGGAGAAGUGCAACAUAUCCCUGAUGGACCAGCUGCGCAGACUGCAGGCUCUGGUCAUGAACUCAUCCAACAAGCCUGCGCAGACUGGAACAUGUGUGCUGGUGCUGCUGCUGUCGUUUUCUCUGAUCCUGUUCCCCAGCCUCAGACCCUUCUCUGAGCCCACGGUGAGCCACGGAGACUUCAGCCCCGUCAGAAUCCAGUCCCGGUCCCUGCAGAACCUCCAGGCCUCCCGGGUGCUGCAUGCCGUGGACCCUCCCUUCUCCUCAGAGGAAGACCCGGACGCUCGGCGCCGCCGGUUCCCUGAGGAGCUGGAGGAGCUCUCUGCUCUGAUGGGGACUCUCCGGGUCGAGUCGGAGUCUCACAACGCCAGUCAGGAAGAAAGCCACUUCCAGGUCGACCCCAUCACAGGUCACGUGUCGUCCGUGACGCUCAACCCGCAGCGCUACGACCGGCUGCGGCCGCACGCCGACGACAUGUGAGGCAGUCGGACCUGCUGGCGGCGCCGGUUCGGACGCUGUCCCAUCCUGCACCAGUUUUUUUAAAAAGGGAUUUCACUCUUUAUCGACGUUUCCUGUUAACAAAAGCUGCAUGUUCUUUACUUCAGUUUGAUAAAGUUUGACUUUGUGCCUGAAAUAAUCAUAACAGUAUUGAUGAAGAUGAAGCUGUGAUGUUUGUGCAGUUUGAUUGGAGGAUCAGUAGAUCAAUUCUUUUCAUUUCUUUUUUAUCCUGUGAUUCUAUCCAGACCUGUCAUGUUUCUGAACUAAAUAAAGAUCACUGUCGGUUCUUCA
Messenger RNA from Oryzias melastigma (Indian medaka), 1695 nucleotides. It is a transcript of the gene creb3l3a, whose product is annotated as cAMP responsive element binding protein 3-like 3a. Gene Ontology annotation, molecular function: RNA polymerase II cis-regulatory region sequence-specific DNA binding; DNA-binding transcription factor activity, RNA polymerase II-specific. Gene Ontology annotation, biological process: regulation of transcription by RNA polymerase II. NCBI's taxonomy places the organism in Eukaryota, Metazoa, Chordata, Actinopteri, Beloniformes, Adrianichthyidae. Bases 121 to 1386 code for a protein of 421 amino acids. The transcript is spliced from 10 exons. Gene Ontology annotation, cellular component: nucleus. The record is from RefSeq and is a predicted model, not a curated record.